This is a messenger RNA of Lutra lutra (Eurasian river otter), 9205 nucleotides long. RefSeq names its product KIAA1958 ortholog. Lineage: Eukaryota; Metazoa; Chordata; Mammalia; Carnivora; Mustelidae. The record is from RefSeq and is a predicted model, not a curated record. The transcript is spliced from 6 exons. Bases 360 to 2594 code for a protein of 744 amino acids.
UUACCUUCGCUCUCCCGCCCUCCGGCCGCUUUCCUCCCUUCCCUCGGUCCCGCCCCGUCCAGCCCGGGCUGCCCGGCUCCCGCAGGCCCCCCCCGCCGCCCGCGUUCCUAUGGACAGACGCACAGACACCUGCAGAUUCAUAUGUUGAAGUCUGAAACCCCAGCACGUCAGAAUGUCACUGUAUUUGGAGGUAGGGCCUUUGAAGAGGUUAUUAAGUUAAAAAGAUUGUUAGGGUGGCCCUAAUCCAAUCUGCUGUCCUUGUAAGAAGAGGAAGUUUGGAUGCAAGAAGAGACCCAGAGAUGUUGUUUACAGAGUAAAGACUACGUGAGGACAAGGAAGGACACUGCUGAUCCUGUAACAUGGAGGAUUGCCUUCAUACUUCAUCUGAGAAUCUGUCCAAAUUGGUCAGCUGGGCCCACAGCCAUGGGACCAUUUGCAGCCUCAUUCCAAACCUGAAACACUUGCUUUCGGAAGGUUCCCAUGGGAACCUCACAGCAAUGUGGGGCUGUAGUGCUGGCCAUGCUUAUCACUGGCCACUGACAGCUACUUGCAGAGCUGGGUCCCAAGAAAGGGUCUGUUUCCAGGAUAACAGAAGUUUUAACUCUGAUAGUCCCAGUAUAAUUGGAGUGCCCUCUGAGACACAAACUAGCCCUGUUGAAAGGUAUCCUGGGAGACCCGUGAAAGCGAAGCUAGACUGUAAUCGGACCAGAGACUCUUGUGACUUCUCUUAUUGCAGUGAACCCUCUGAACUGGAUGAAGCUGUAGAAGAAUAUGAAGAUGAGAACACCCUGUUUGACAUGGUUUGUGAGUCUUCUGUUACAGACGAGGAUAGUGACUUUGAACCCCAAACCCAAAGGCCUCAAAGCAUUGCUCGAAAAAGGCCUGGAAUAGUCCCAUCUUCUCUCCAUUCCAGCUCUCAAGCUCAAAUGGUUGAUGAAUGCAGCAAUGAUGUCAUCAUUAAGAAAAUCAAACAAGAGAUUCCUGAAGAUUAUUACAUUGUGGCGAAUGCAGAGCUGACUGGAGGGGUAGAUGGACCAGCCCUUUCAUUGACACAGAUGGCAAAACCCAAGCCUCAGACUCAUGCUGGUCCCUCCUGCAUAGGGUCUGCUAAGCUGAUUCCCCAUGUGACAUCUGCCAUUGGCACAGAGCUAGACCCACAUGGUGUGUCUGCAUCCCCCUCUGUUAUGUCCAGACCAAUCGUCCAGAAGACUGCCAGGGUAUCUCUGGCUUCACCAAACAGAGGACCCCCUGGUGCCCAUGGUACCAGCCAGCAGGUGGCCAUGCAGAUGCCUGUGAGCACAUCCCAUCCUAACAAACAGAUCAGCAUCCCUUUGUCUGCACUGCAACUGCCUGGACAGGAUGACCAAGUUGCUUCUGAAGAGUUCCUGCCCCAUCUGCCCAGCCAGGUUUCCUCCUGUGAGGUAGCUCUUUCUCCCUCAGUUAACACAGAGCCAGAAGUGAGUUCCAGUCAGCAGCAGCCCCCAGUCGCUCCAACCAUAACCACUGAGGCCACAGCACAGUGCAUACCAGACCAGGAUGAAAGAGCAGCUGAGCUCAGCAGGGAGCAGAAUGAGAAAACCAUCCGGAGCACGCAGACCGCGCUCCGCAAUUUCCCCUAUUCUACUAAGCUCAACAAAUUUCCUGUAUUUAAUAUUAAUGAUGACUUGAAUGAUCUGUGUACCAGCGCAGUGAGCCCAAACACUACCAAAGCCACGCGGUAUGCCUUGAAUGUGUGGCGAUACUGGUGCGUGACCAACGGGCUCAAAGAUCACACGGACAUCACCAAGAUCCCUGCGGCGAAGUUGAAUGAGCUGCUCGAGAAUUUCUAUGUCACCGUUAAGAAGAGUGACGGCUCCGACUUCCUGGCCACCUCGCUGCACGCCAUUCGCCGUGGCCUGGACCGCAUCCUGAAGAAUGCAGGCGUGGGCUUCUCCAUCACCAGCAGCACUUUCAGUUCUUCCACCAAGAAACUCAAGGAGAAGCUGUGGGUGCUGAGUAAGGCAGGGAUGUCAGGUGCUCGUUCUCGCAAUAUUGUCUACUUCUCUCUUUCCGAUGAGGAGGAGAUGUGGCAGGCAGGGUGUCUGGGGGAUGACAGCCCUAUCACUCUGCUGUCCACCGUGGUCAAGUACAACAGCCAGUACCUGAACAUGCGGACGCUGCAGGAACACGCAGAUCUGAUGUACGGUGACAUUGAGCUGCUCAAAGACCCCCAGAACCAGCCCUAUUUUGCCCGGACAGACAGUGUCAAACGGGAGAGCCGGAGUGGUUCCACUAGAGUAUGCCACGGGAAAAUCUACCACGAGCAUUCCAGGGGCCACAAGCAGUGCCCUUACUGCCUCCUCUACAAGUACAUGUACAUCCACCGGCCGCCCACGCAAAUGGAGGCCAAGUCCCCGUUCUACCUUACGGCCAGGAAGGAGGCCACAGACACGGGCAGUGUGUGGUACGAGGAGCAGAGGAUGGGCCUGCGGUCUCUUCGGGGGAUAGUCCCCAACUUAGCCAAGAAGGUCAAGCUGGAAAACUGUGAGAACUUCACCUUUGUCUCAUUUACUCAGGUCUCCAGGAGGCUCGGCUCCCACAGUUGCUGUCAGUGAGUCUCCCCUGGGCCCAGGCCACUGCCCUGCUCACCCCGAGGGGCAAGAGUUCCCUCAGGCAAGCGGGGCCAGAGCUCUGAGGUGGCAGCGAGUGACGGCUACCUCAAGGUCAGGCUGGUCUCUGGCAGGGUGACCUGCUAUUUCUUCAACUUCGGGUAUGUUUUUAUAACUGAAAGUAGAGGAGUCUGAAUGACUAGGGUAUUUUAUCCAAACGUGUGUCACCUUUGUUAAAUUAUAGAAUCUAACACCAUGUAUAACUGCUCCAUAAACAAGAGUGAGGAAGUUCAUUUAGUGCCUUUUUAGCACAGAUUUUCUUUAAAAAAAAAAAGGAAAAAAAAAAGAAAAAAGAAUAAAGGAGACUGUUUAAGUAGUCAUUAAAAAAUACUCCCAGUAGCCUAGUAGCUUUAGAAUGUUAUGAAGACUAUAUUAUACUUUGUUGAAUUACACUCACAAUAAGGAACUGGAAGGAGAGAGGCAGACACGUUAACUAUUUCCAGGAGAAAAAUUGCACUUGACACUCCUCUGUCUGUUUCGUUGAUGGAUAGCUUGGUUCUGCAGAGCAAGCAGCUUUGCCUGCUAGAAGCGGGUGGGGCUGCACUAGGGAGUGCUGAUGGGGAGAUGGGGGCGACCCCCACUGCUCUCAGCACGGGGAGCAACUUGAUCCCUGUGUCAAUGGGGACAAUUUUAAUUUUAUGGAAAAAGAUGAAUGCGCCAGACGAUAUUUAGGAGAGCAAGGUUUCCAGUGAACUGGGUGGUUUGUACCAUGAGGGAAUUUCCAGAAGUGGCUUGGAAAAUAGCGAUCUGUGAUCAAAAUACGAAAACCUCCUGAAGCAGAAGUGCCUACGUGUUCUUCCUCAGCACCACGUGAAAGCUAUUUUCAUUUGAACCUUUUUUUGGAAUCUUUAAAAAUCUGUCCUUUGUGUCAUACAGUUGUGCCGUCAGCAUCUACCCCCAGAUUUGUUAAACGACCACAGGUAAUUUUCAGGCUUCGCCCAGAAAAUCCAACAAAGCAAGCUGCAAAGAAAGCAAAUGCCCAAACGUGUUUAUGAAAGUACUUAGGAUAUGUUUUAUCAAAGUUUGACUUUUUUUCCGCAACGACAGAUGUCAUCAUUCUAGGCCAGCACCCAUGCAUGGGCCAUGAUGACGGAGACAGCCUGCCAGGUAAGCGGACUCAGCACUAAGGACACGCGUGUGAAAAUCAGAGCGUGAUGAUAGGUCAUUGAUGCACUCAGGUAAACUGCAGCCUGACCACAUGUUAUUGAAACAUGAGCAGAAUUUUCUGGUAACUACUCUGAAUGACAAGAGAAAAAGAAGCCCAAAGAGUGCAAAUCAAUAAUAACAAUAAUUUCCAGGAGUCUUUAUGUUGUAUUUGAGGAAGGACUGCUACAAGAUUAUGUUCCUGCGUAUGCUUUCUAAUCCAAAAUUGAAAUUCCAGUAUAAAAUUCAUGUUGCAAGAGUCCUAAAAUCGGUUCUAGUUCUUUUUCAAAACAUUACUGUAGUAUUUAUUUUAAUUAAUUGUUCUUAAAAAUCAUUCACCAGUCGUUGAAAUACGUAAUACAUCCUUUACCAGAAAAGACUCAGCCAAUGCUGCCUUAAGGUUUAAUGUUGUUCCCUUUUUAGUUAAACUGAACAUUUAUAAUUUUGUUUACUAGUUGAUCUUUUCUGAGUAUGGGUUCAUUUUGGUAUGUCUCCGUGCAUAUGUAAGUAACACUGAUUUAGUAAUCAGUGUUAUGACUUGAUACUACAUAUUAUUCUGUUGUGAUUUCCUAUAGUGGUUUUAGGGUUUUGCUUAAAGAAGAGACACAAAGCAUUAGGUAUAGUUUUCCUUAGUUUGCUAAAUGCCCAAAGCAUAUUUUGUUUGUGGAAAGCAGGUGGUGAUCUUUCCUGUCAGUUCUGCACUUAAACAGAAAUACACCCCAAGUGAACUCUUGGGCAGACAGAGCCUGCAGCCUAAUUAAAUAAAACCUCCAAAUUUAUUUUAAAUAGAAGCAAGAGGAAAUGGCCUUUAGGAAUCCCUGAUCUUUUCAGAUUUCAACAUGUCCAUAAGUAGCAAUAACUGACCCAGAGGUUGUCAUCCUUCUGUUGACAGGGGCUUUUCCUCAGCUGAACAACCACCUCUGUCUCACGUUUGUUGCUUCUCACUGUUUGAUGUGCUAUAAAUCCCAGAGUUCUGAGGUGAAUGACUGAAUAAAAAACCAGGAGGUGGAAACUUCACUGAUAUCUGAUGGAAUGAGAACGUUGCAUCUCAGCAUCCUAAUGCCACGCAUUUUGUGCCCCCCUCGGGGACUGGGAGUUAGAUUUAGCAGAUGCUACUCUGUGCCACCGGUUAAUGAGGUACUUUGUUACGUGUUUGCGUGAGAUGUCUGUGUGUGUAUGCAACACACGCUUCAAAUGUGUAUGUGGUGACGCCUGGUAAACCUGCUAAGGUGGCAGAGCCCCUCUUCUUUGUAUGGCCAUGUCCGGAGUAGCUAGCUCUAGCAGGCAGUCAGCCCUUCCAGCCACCCUCACUCAUGCCCGCUGGAGGACGCCAUGAUUUUCCACUCUUGCCUAAGCCAGGAGAAAGGAGAAUCCCAAGAGAAGGAAGGGGGUGGGGGAAGAUUAAGGGCAUUUUCUCCAUUUACCUUUAUUUAUUUAUUUAUUUAUUUUACUCAAAAGUGGGAACGCAUAUCAGGAGCUCCCAAGCUCACCGAAGCACAAGUUGCCUCUGGCUCGGCGUCAGGAACGGUGGAGCUGCAGGUGUUAGGGAGGACCUGUGGGGUGCUUUGGGCGAGCUCUUGCCCACAGCACCUUCUGCGUCUGCUCUAACGCGAGCCCUGCUUGCUUGAUAGCUCCCCUCCGGAAUCUAACAGGUCUCCCCUCAGAAGUGUAUUCUAGCAGACGUGAUGGAGGGUCAGCUUGGAAGGGUGUGAUCCCAUUAAACGUGAAAGGUUAACACAGCACCGGGUGCACAGUAAGCCUGCAAUAUAUGUUAGCUAUUUCAGCUACAAGUUUUGGUAAUAGUAAUAAUUAAUAUUAUUCAACGACUCUGCGUCACAUCAAUUAUUUCUUCCAUUGUGGAGAUUCUCCCUCCUUUAAACCGUUAAACUUGAAGAGGAAACCAAACCUGAUAAUCUGGUCACAUGUAUGCCCAUAAAUUCUACCUCCAACACAGCCAAGCCCUGUUACCUCAGCUGUAAGCAAAAACACGUGAAGAAUGGAGAUGCCUUAAGAGGCUUUAUGAGAAAGCUUUUGCAUUGUUUCGUGUGUUUGCAAAGGGGAGUAUUAUGGAAGAACCUAACCAAAGCUGUGAAAGAGAUGGUCUCCUUGGUCACGUGGCAUUUUCCAGCUCUCCUUGGGUUAUGUGCUGCAUUAGUCCUGCUCUGACUGAUAAGUGGUGUUUGAAGAAAUGUGAAAUUCUAUUACUUUGAUUUUUAUUUCAAUUCGGCCUUAUUUAAAGGAUCAAGCACUAUAUCCCAGCAUGUUCACAGACAGUCAUUGGGAGAAUCUGGACAAGAUAACAUUCAUGUGGAAGCUGAAGCCUCUUGCAGUAGUAGAGAGAGAACUGGACUGGGAGCUCCUUCCCUCCUCUGCGGUUCUGGUCUCACUUCCAUCGGUGAUGGAGUGGGAUCACUGGAUGGAUCACUUCCAGCCUGAACAGUGUUACAGUUCCUGAAGCACAUACUGUUAGGAAGUGGCAGAACUCGGAAGCAAAAUUCCUAAUUCCUUAAGGUCAUAUAGUGGAUCUCCUAAAUUUUAAGAGCUUCUGACUCUACUGGAACACUUUCUUUUGAAAAAAUAGUUUUCUUGAAUUGCCAGGUUUCACAGAUUUUAAAAAAUUGUUUUUUGCUAUCUCUAGGCAGCAACAUGUUGAUUACUUUUCUCAGUUUAGACUAAUGCUGACCACAGUUUAACUACUUCAAUAAAGUAAACAGGAUGUUUAAACAUUAUGUUUAUCAAAAUGCAUCUCUUUGUCAUUACUGAAAUCUGGUUUUUGACCUAGUAACCAGUUUACCUUUAGGCAUUGAUAAAUGCAAACGAUAGAAACCUCAGAGUCACCUCAUUUUCUCUACAUGUGAUCCAGUUUUGUCUAAGUUAGGGCCCAUGCACAUUUAGAAACAGUUAACAGUCCUGAGCAGAAGAAUAUAUUAAAAGUUUCAAGUUCACAUGUAUCUUCACAUGUUUUUGCUUUGGGGUUGAGUUUUUAAUGCUCUGUAUUAAAAGAAAAACAUCCAAGGGUUUAAUCAGUGUUCUUAAAAAUCUUUGUUUUUUUUUUUUCCCCAUGAGAAUUAAUCUCCUUAGUAGAGGGGGAGUUUGGUGGCGACCUAAGGACACGCUCCCUUCCUGAGAGAAGAAAAGGCUUUUGACUGACUUAUCUCUGGGAAUUCCUAUAUAUUCCGUGUCCAUGAAUUCUGACAUCACAGGAUUUCCCAAAACUCCUUUGAGGGAGGCUGCCCAUCCUUCUGGCAAAGUUUGCCUAUUACCAUGAUGAUUUCAUGUACUACUAGUUCUUCAUAGUCCAAGAAAUCCCAAGAUGUCUCUCAUGUUUAGUUGGUUGACCAGAAUCAGAUUUCUGUGCUCAAUUAAAGUGCUUUAUUAAUCUAAUGCAGCUGAUAUGGAACUUAAUUUCAGGAAAUAUUUGUUAAAACAAAACAAAAGAUCACUGGGUUAUAUUAGAUGCAUAUUGCUUCCAUUACUAUUAAAAGCAUUUAGAUAGAUCCCUCCCCCACAAUGAGAGGAGAAUGAGCUCCUAAAUAUUUUAUGGUCAAGAUAACUGAUUUGAUUAAUUUACAUUUAACUGCAGUUAUUGUUACAGUUCAAAAAAGUUUCUAGAAGGUUCUCAUUUGACUAACACUGUGGUAAGUACUUUCUCACAGCUGCCUCAUAUUUUCAUCUAAUUUCACAACAGCUCUACAAGGUAGGUCUAAGUAUUCCCAUGUUACUUACUGGGAAACCCAAGGCUCAGAGAAGUUAAGUAAAUUUCUCAAAGUCUCACCGAGCUUAUAAAUUGGAGAACUUAAGUGUGAAGCCAGGUCUUCUGACUCCAAAUCCCGUGUUCAGUCCGUGAGACAAAACUGCCUUCUUUGGGGCUACAGAGGGUCCGUUUAUCACAGAACUUAAAAAAAGUAAACACGAUUUCUGUCUAUUUAGGAAACACUUCAUUUCUCCAGUCAUACGGUGACACACUUCUUAUGUACUCUCUUACUAACUGAUUGGUCACUUGGUAUGUUUCAGUAGUUCUGGAAAGCCUGAUGGUUUUCUGUGAACAUUCUGCAUAUUGAAAACUUUUUGUCCUUAUCCAAUAAAUAACUUGUAUUACCUAUUACCUGCCCUAAAGGGCAGACGUUCAUGCCAAUUUAUUCUAAUAAAAGUCAAAUACUUUACUAAUUGUACCUGUCUUGACAAUGGUAUCAUUGCUUAAAAUGUAAAAGGCUUCCUAACCUAUGUCACAAUUAUAUGUGCAUGUUUUUUACUUUCUUUUUUUUAAAUUUUGAUGUCAAAGAAUUUUUAUAAUCUUUAGGCUAAAGCACCCUCAUAGCAAAAUAUACUUACUUAGUCAUUUGUUUUCUAUUCUUCUUUCCUUUAUCUGGGCAUGUUUACUUUCUGCUUUGAGACUUAAAAAACAAUAGGUUAUAAGUAACUCUGAGAUCAUGUAGUCAAAUUCCCUCAUUUUACCAAUAAGGAAGUGGAAGCCCAGAGAUAUCUGAGGGGCCGUCCAAGGUUAGCAAGACAGUAAAUAGAUUCAGGACCAGAACAUUAAUCCAAAACUCUUUCCUCCAUACCAUCACUGGGAAGAUUUGGAUUUUUAAAAACAAAUUAUUGAAUUGCAUCUCACAGAACGACAUGUGGCUAGCAGAAGCCCCCACUGAACUCCUAAGGUCCCAAAGAAACACUCAUAAAAACCUCCAAAGAAGGCCAAAUCUCUGUUCUAGAAUCUAGACGGAAUUGGUACAAGUUAUGAGGCAUACGGUGCUGGAAUGAGGCAAAAUCUUCCAGGGGGUAGCUAGGGAUUUUCUCUGGCUUCAUGUCAUGAAAUGGACAUACUGAGAAAUAAGAACUGUGAAAGAUAUUUAGUAACUCGUUUUCUUCACCAACAGUGUCUGCCUGCUUACUCAGGAUCAGAUCUCCCAAGCCAGAGAAAUAACUGACUGAUCCUAUCUCUUAACCAGAUGGAGAGACCAUGAAGAUUCUCUAUAUCCCACCCCUUCUGCCUUCCUGCUCCCCGCCCCCAACCCUCAUUGUGCCCAGGACUCCAAACCUUAGGGCUAAAAUGUGAGCAGAAAGCAGAAAGAUUUCUUAAAGGCAUGGUGCAUUCUGUGAAAAAUGUCCUUUAGGUGAAGGCAGAUACAAAGAAGUAGCAGAAUAUGCAAAUACUGUGAUUUUUCAUGUAUGAUAUUAGUUCAGAGAUCUAGAAAACAGUAGGAAGGAUUGGGAAGGCACUUCAAUAGCAAAGCAUUAAACUUGAAAUUGGACUUGGAGAUAUGCAUACUACUUUAUCCACCGCACCAUAUACCCACAAAAGAAAGUUGACAAACACUCACAUGGAGACAGCACAACCACGGGCAGAUACUGGAUCGGGAAGAAGAUUGUAUUUAAGGAUGAAUACAGAGGGGAAAAAAGGGGGGGGGUAUAUU